Molecule: messenger RNA, 833 nt
Organism: Xenopus laevis (African clawed frog)
Lineage: Eukaryota; Metazoa; Chordata; Amphibia; Anura; Pipidae
Product: protein NKG7-like
Exons: 5
Coding region: 140-643 (167 amino acids)
Source: RefSeq, a predicted model, not a curated record
ACUCGUUACACUUCUCUCUCUCACACCUCCUGCCUUUAUACUCUGCUAAGAACCUUCAGUCUGGUGCCAGUGAGUGAUCUCUCAGGAAUCUGACUGCUCAGUUUGUCAGGGUUUGAACAGAGGGACCUGCAGAGAGAAGAUGUUGUGCAGCAGAGUGUUGGGGAUCAUUCUCUCCUGUGCCAGCCUUAUUUUCAUUUUCACCGGCCUGCUGACUGAUUACUGGUUGGUCAACUUUGGCACAAAUCUGUUCCAUUCAGGAUUAUGGCAGAUUUGCACGAAGAAUAUAUGUCAAACAAUCCAAGGCAGUGGGUUUAUUGGUGCCACUCGUGGGCUUGUGAUCAUCUCCGUGGCUCUCCUCCUGUUCGGCAUGGUGUCCGUCUGCUUGUCAUUCAAUAACUUAUCUAUGGGGAGGAUCACUGCAUCUCUUCUAGCAGCCAUGUUCAAGUUCUUAGCAGCUAUCUUCCUUCUCGUUGGAAUGUCUGUAUACACAGGAGAAACUGUAAGUUCCGUUAAUAACGGGUCCCUUAACUACCAGUGGUCCUUCUACCUCUGUUGGGUUGCAGUUUUCACGCUGAUCCUUUCAGGUGUGUGUAACAUUGUGACUCACCAAGCUGCGCCAGAACCGGGGUACGAAGCCGUCUGAACCAGAUCACCUGCCUCGGAACCUCAGGAUCCCCAGCCAAUCCCAUUCCUUUUUUGCUUUUUAUUGACAAGGCAAAUUAAAGGGCCAAUAAGGCUCCGCUGAAAGUAUAAUCUGUACAAUUAGUUCCAGUGCACAGGACUUUUAUUACUCUUUGGCCACUGCAAUUCUCAAUAAAAUUAUUUUGUGCGUC